AUGAGCGAUCAGGAGCAGAGGCUAACUGAAAUCGAGUCACUAGCCGCGAUUUUUCCGGAUCUCCUAGAGGAUUCUUCAGAGAAGCAAUUGAUUUUUCGAUUUCAAAAAAAUAUUAGCAUAGAUAUCCUGCUUCCAGACGAUUAUCCAUCAAUAUCUCCUCCAACGUUCGUCCUAUCGGGUCCAUAUCUAUCCAGGGACCAAAAAGAAAUGAUUCACAACAACCUGAACGAAAUCUACGUUGAAAAUAUGGGAUUUCCAGUGAUUUUCAACUGGAUUUCAGCCAUUCAGGACUUUGUUCAGGAUCUCCCUCAAAACAAGCCAAAAGUCGCUGAAGACGUUGCUGAUGACGUGGCAAGGGUUUCAGUGGAAGAGGAGGUGGAUGACAUGAAUAUCCAGCAUGGAGAGGUCUUCACAGACCGGAAAAGUGCAUUUCAGGCACAUAUGGCAGUUGUGAGAAGCAAGGAAGAGGUCGUCGUCACCCGCUGGUACGGAGGGAUCCACUUGGGACCAGAUCGCUUCCGGCACAUCAAUAAUUUAACACGACAAAUUUUAUCGGAUAAUAAUUAUGGAGCAAAAAAGUAA
Caenorhabditis briggsae is the source of this 582-nucleotide messenger RNA. The transcript has 4 exons. Gene Ontology annotation, cellular component: cytoplasm. The coding region runs from base 1 to 582 and encodes 193 amino acids. Lineage: Eukaryota; Metazoa; Nematoda; Chromadorea; Rhabditida; Rhabditidae. Gene Ontology annotation, molecular function: protein binding. The record is from RefSeq and is a predicted model, not a curated record. Gene Ontology annotation, biological process: regulation of translational initiation.